Messenger RNA from Drosophila bipectinata, 559 nucleotides. RefSeq lists its product as uncharacterized. The record is from RefSeq and is a predicted model, not a curated record. Lineage: Eukaryota; Metazoa; Arthropoda; Insecta; Diptera; Drosophilidae.
UUUUGUUUUGUUGUUUGUUUAUUAUCUAAAUUACUGUAAGCAAGAAAAAUUUUUGAGAAUGGCGAAUGCUCAUAAGCCCAACUUUAACAAAAUCUGGGAUCUUGGCACAUGGGACUCUCAGGCCAUUAAACACUAUAAAUCCAUACCGAGCAUUCAAAAGGAAUUGCGCCGCGGCAAUUGGGAAUACCUUUGUCAGCACCCCGAGAUUCGAGCCAUAAUCCGGGUUAUACUGCAUCAAGCUCUGAAUGCUAAACCCCAGCCUAAAGAUAUCCGGAAAUUUGUGGCUGACUUUUUUAAUUGUUGCCGUACUCCCCUGCUAGUGCCUAUGAUUAACGACCAAGUUAAGUAUGUUAAGGAGCAGCUUAGAAUGGGACGUUGGAGCAAGUUUGAUGCUGAGAUGCUGUUUAUGGAGAGUCCUUCUACACACUCCCUCCUUUCGACGGCAUCGGAAGUAGGAAAUGUGCAUCCUGUUCUCGCGUAUGCAUUGGUUUUCAAAAAGCCCGAUGAAUGUGGAAUUGAGAAGCCUCCAUUCUAGGCUUGCUCACAAAAUUUGGAGUUA